Fusarium poae is the source of this 1146-nucleotide messenger RNA. RefSeq lists its product as uncharacterized. Gene Ontology annotation, cellular component: proteasome regulatory particle, lid subcomplex; nucleus; cytosol. Gene Ontology annotation, biological process: ubiquitin-dependent protein catabolic process. The record is from RefSeq and is a predicted model, not a curated record. Lineage: Eukaryota; Fungi; Ascomycota; Sordariomycetes; Hypocreales; Nectriaceae. Gene Ontology annotation, molecular function: structural molecule activity. Bases 1 to 1146 code for a protein of 381 amino acids. The transcript has 3 exons.
AUGAGUAACGACGCUAUUGCCGACUUUCUUUCCGAGCAGAGAGAUGAAGCUCCCGAAGAGUUGCAGCCUCUCAUUCUCGACUUCGAGAACUUCUGGGAACGAAAGCUCUGGCACCAGCUUACUGAUGCCCUCAUCGAUUUCUUCAGCCACCCCGAGAGCGCCCCCCAAAGACUACAAUUCUACAGAGUCUUUAUUCUCAAGUUCGCCGAUAAAAUUAAUCAGUUGAAGCUUGUGGACCUAGCAUUGAAGGCAGCAACAGAGUGCGAUGAGGACGAGGAGCGCCUUUCCUUCCUACAGUCAGUCGCCAAAAAGGUGGACAACGAGAACUCUCAAGAUGCCUACGUCUUCGCUCUAGUUGCCGUCGCCCAAGCAAAGCUAGACUUGGAGGAACUAGACGGGGCGCGUAAGGAUCUUGAUACAGCCGAGAGAAUAUUGGACUCGUUUGAUUCUGUUGAGAAUGUUGUCCACGCUGCUUUCUAUGACGCAAACGCUAUCUACUAUCAGCGCAAGAUGGACUUUUCCAACUACUACCGCACCGCCCUUCUCUAUCUUGCAUGUAUCGAUAUCAGCGAGCUUUCCCCCGAGGAGCGACACAAGCGGGCCUAUCACCUCAGCAUUGCUGCUCUUGUCUCGACCAGCAUCUACAACUUCGGAGAACUCCUCCUUCACCCUAUUCUCGACGUCCUCGCCAAGAGCGAGCACUCUUGGAUGCGAGAUCUGCUUUUUGCCUUCAACCGUGGCGAUCUCGCAGCUUAUGAUCAGUUGUCGGAUCGAGUUGAUUCCCACAAACUUCUUAAGAGCAACUCGACGCAUCUUCACCAGAAAAUCUACCUUUCUGCCCUUACUGAGGCCGUCUUCCGUCGUGCGCCCCACGACCGCACCCUUACUUUUGCCACUAUUUCUCAGGAGACCAAGGUUCGUCCAGAGGAGAUUGAACAUCUCAUCAUGAAGGCUCUGAGCCUUGGUUUGCUGCGAGGCACCAUUGACCAGGUAGAUGGUGUUGCACAAAUCACUUGGGUUCAACCCAAGGUGCUCGACAUGAAACAAAUUGCCGCAAUGCGUCAGCGACUACUUGACUGGGACUCGAGCGUCAACCAACUGGGUAACUGGAUCGAGUCGGCUGGCAAGGAUGUAUGGGCCGCGUAG